AAAAUCAAACAACAACCAACAAAAUUUUGAUAAAAAACCAGUUUUAGUUUAUGUUGUAUUCUAUGGCUUUGGCCUUGGAGUAGCUCUAGCAAACUUCAUGGCUUCUUCAUAUUAUUCAAGUUGCUGUUUCUUCAGCUGUUGCUCCUUUGCAUCACUUCCCAACUCAUCCUCAACCACACACUUCUCCUUAUCUUUUUCUCACUCUAUCCUUAAUGGGCACUAUGGAGUUUCACUUACCAAAGCUGGGUCUAGCUCAAGGAUAUGUGCCAAGUUUGACAAGUUCCAAGGUGAGACUCCCCUAGACAGUCUUGAAGUUGAAGCAGUCACACCCUCUACUUUGCCAGCACAGCCACAAAUAGUUCAAGAAGAAGUAGAAGAAGAUGACAGUUGCUUGCCUCCUGACUUGGAAGGAGCAGUCCGGCAAUCAAGUCAAGCAAGUGGCCUAUUUCUGUCUUCUGGAGGAAUGAGAGCCAUAGUUGAGCUCCUAAUUCCUCAGUUGCAGUUUCUAGAUGAUGAAGGUGCACAAGCUGAGCUCUGGGAUCUGUCAAGGGUUUUCUUGGAUACACUAAUUGAAGAGACAGGAUGUCAGAGAAUUAAAGCCAUAUUUCCAGAUGCUGGUGCUGCUGCACUUCUAAAAUACCGGUGGAAGGAUGCCACUUUUGGAUUUGCCAGCUUAAGUGAUAGAAAGCCUGUAGAAAGGGAAGACGAAAUUGUGGUUAUGGUUGUUCCUGACUACCAGAUGUUGGAAUAUGUAGAGAGAAUUGCAUCUGACCUCUCAGAUGAUCCGCCAAGGCCUCUCAUCAUGUGGAACCCACGUCUCAUCAGUGAAGAUGUUGGAGUUGGUUUUAAUGUUCGGAAGUUAAGGCGGUAUUUUUUACGCACUUUUACAACAGUAUACUCAAUGAGACCUCUGCCAUCUGGAGCUUUGUUUAGGUGUUAUCCAGGAUUAUGGAAGGUCUUCUACGAUGACAAGGAUAGGCCAAAUAGAUACCUUCUUGCUAAAGAACUCAUAAGUCGUCCUGAUGCUGAGGAUCUUGAGAUAAUAUAUGGAGAUGUAGAGGAGAAGUCAGGGCAAGGUCCAUCUUUAUUUGAUAAUGCAGUGGGCAUCUUCUCUUCAUUAAAUCGCUUCAUGAAAGCCAUUUCAAAAUAGUCCUCUGUUUUUUUCUUUUCUUAUAUAUAGAGAAGGGCCCUUUGCAUUUGUUCAGAAUCAAUAUAUUUCAAUCCAACAUUAUUACUCAAUAAAUUUUGUAGCUUGAAUUCUAAAUUAUAAUGCAUAAUUUGGAUUUCAAUAUCUCA
Quercus robur (English oak) is the source of this 1296-nucleotide messenger RNA. RefSeq lists its product as uncharacterized. The record is from RefSeq and is a predicted model, not a curated record. The transcript is spliced from 9 exons. Lineage: Eukaryota; Viridiplantae; Streptophyta; Magnoliopsida; Fagales; Fagaceae. Bases 98 to 1150 code for a protein of 350 amino acids.